This is a messenger RNA of Alternaria atra, 1698 nucleotides long. RefSeq lists its product as uncharacterized. The coding region runs from base 1 to 1698 and encodes 565 amino acids. Lineage: Eukaryota; Fungi; Ascomycota; Dothideomycetes; Pleosporales; Pleosporaceae. The transcript is spliced from 2 exons. The record is from RefSeq and is a predicted model, not a curated record.
AUGGCAUCCAAAUCAACACCAGGCAUCUUGUACGUGACGAUGCAGCCCAAGGAGGGCUUGCCUGAGGCACAGUUUCACGAUUGGUACCAGAACGAACACGGCCCUAACCGUCUCCGUCUUCCCUUCUGCAACAACGGCUUCCGCUAUCGCGCGACCGACCUCGAGAAUGCAUCCGGUUCCAAAGACAAACCAGAGUGGAUGGCCAUCUACGACUUCGACGAGCUUGAAUGGCUGACCAGGGAACCGUAUACGAAGCUUCGGAGUGCACCAGUGCAGUCGCAACGUGAACGAGAUACCAUGAAGCAGAUAUUCGUAGACAGGCGAUCAUAUGACUUGCUCGGAGAGUGGAAAGGCAAUGAUUUCAAGGACCUACAGAAAGUAGAAAAUGAAGGAGAGAAGAACGUCAUGAUUGCAGUCAGCUUUGCGCUGCAAGACGGUGCUGACAAGGAAGAAGAACUGAAGAAGUGGUAUGACGAAGAGCACGUGCCGCUUCUACAAAAGGUCCCAGGAUGGAGGCGUACUAGAAGAUUUGUUACAUCAUACCUGGAUCUAGAGAGUGGACACAAGUCAGAGAAAGAAUACCUCGCGCUUCAUGAGUACGCGCCGCAAAAUGGGCUAGGAGGGCCGGAGUUCAAGGCUGCUACCACAACUGAAUGGUGCGACAAGAUCUACAAAGAUGUUGUGAAAGAGAGGAAAAGGAGAGUUUAUGAUUUGUACUACACGUUUGGGGCUGCGCAGCGCGACCUACAAAGUCUGGCGAGUAAAGACACAGUACCAGCGGAGAACACAGAGGGGAUGGUCAAGACAUAUCCAGCGCAUACAACACCAGACAAGCGACCGGUGAUUGAGAGCUUCGUUACAACCAAAGAUGGUGUGCAGCUCCCAUACCGUCUCGAAGGCUCAAGCGAUCCCAAUGCGCCUUUACUCGUUCUCUCGAACAGUAUACUUGUUGAUUACGGUAUCUGGGACGAUUUCGUUGCUGAGUUCGCAAAAGCCACAAACAACAAGUACCGCAUCCUCCGAUACAGCACUCGUGGACGCCACGCCCUGCCAUCAGAAUCUACGGCGCCCAUCACAGUUCACACACUCACGGACGACGUGAUUGCACUGCUCGACGCGCUCCGUGUCAAGAAAGCAUACAUCGUAGGCGUCUCCCUCGGCGGCGCAACAGCACUCAACGCAGGUCUCGCUUACCCAGAGCGCAUUUCAGCAUUCAUAGGCUGUGACACCAAUGCUUUCGCCCCUCCCUCCAACGCCAACGCCUGGAACGAGCGUGUCGCCGUCGCUGAGAAAGAAGGUUUGAAAGCUUCAUCAGGUGAGCCCAUUGUCGGCGAAGAGCUCGCAGAGGUGACAGUCCGUCGCUGGUUCGUCAAGGAAUCUUACGACGAUGCGGAGCUGGCGAAGAAGAUUCAACGCGUCAAGGACAUGGUCAAGACAAACUCCCUUGCUGGUUUCCGUGAUUCGGUCAAAGCGCUACACCAGUAUGAUAUCAGGGAGAAGAUGGCUGGGUACAAGGGCAAGGGCGCGUUCUUGGUGGGUGCUGGUGACGGUGUACUGCCCAAGACUAUGAAGGAGAAUAUGGCGGAUAAGCUGGGUAGUGGUGUUGAACUCAAGGUGGUUGAUGGUGCGGGACACUUGCCUAUGGUGGAGAGGCCAGUAGAGGUUGCGCAGUUUGUUGCCAAGUUUUUGGAGGGUUAA